UUCCAGAGCCCAGGCCAGCGCAGAGUCCAGGUGAGUGCCCACCUCUGGGACCCUAGACCCCGGAACCCCCGCGGCUCCACCCAGUGUCCGGGUCUCGCCGUCCCCACGCGUGCGCUCGUGGGUCCCGGACCUAGGGCCCCUGCGUUGGGGGCGGGGUGUCUGAAGCUUCGACCCAAGAGGUGGUGGACUGGAGCGCCCCUCUUCCUUAUGCCCUCCUGUGCUGGCACUCCCUCCCGGCUUCCAGCAGAAUCUUGCAGUGUGCCAGUACCCCCCUUCCUGGGCUGCAGGGUCUGGUGCCGGUACUGGGACACAGCCCGCAAGGCUGAUGGAAACGGAUUUCCAGAACGAGAGAACUGCACGUGCAAAAGCAGGGAGAGUGGACAGGUUGGCACCAGGGCUCCAUGGGGAAGGGGCCAGAGCUGAGCCCCCCUUAACUUGAAUGUAGGGGUGAGGAGCUCAGAUGCCAUCCCCAGUGUGCCUGAAAGCCCUGAAGGCCCAAGCUGGGCAGCCUGCCCACACCCGGGAAAAGUGGGACCAGGAAGGGGAGACAGCAGAGGAGUGGGGACUGACUCUGCCAAAGGUCCAAAGAGGCUCCUACCCAGCCUUACACCCUCUGGGACUCUGGAUCCCUGGGGGGCAAAUAGGAGCACCUUUGUGAGGUAGGGAUAAUUCAGUACCUCCCUCAGGGGUUAAUGGGAGUCCCUGAGACAAGACACAAAGUCCUGGUGGGUAGUUAGCUUUGGGCACUCUUGGAACUUCACAGCUGUGGGCAACUUGUAGACAAGAGACAGCGGUCUUCAAAACUUGGGGGUGCCUUCUGCCAUGAUCAUAGCAAGGACCUUUGCUUUUGAGUGGGGGUGACUGCGAUCCAAGCUGGUUAGCACCCUGUAGGUGGAAAGCCUACCUGAGAGCCUCAACUCCUGGAAAGGUGGGGAACAGCCUGACCAAGCCCAUAGUAGCAAGACCAGGUCUGACCAUUUCUGGGAUUUAUGGUCCAGCAAGUGAGUCCUGAGACCAAGCAGGAAGGAGUGGGCAGGGCUGAGGCACAGGUGAACCCAGAAGCAGGGGAAGGGUUCCCUGGUGCUCAGGGAGGGGGCAGGUGGGGCAGGUGGCAGCUGAGUUUUAUGGACAUGCCUUGGUGACAAGUGGGGGAAAGAGCAAAGGUAACCUAGUGACUUUGGGUGCCUCCUCACCUGAAAUGGAUGUUUCAAGGGCAGGUAAGAUCGGGCCAGGCAGUGGAUGGGCCUUCCCCAACUUUGUCCUUCUUUCUUCCUGCUCUCCUUGCUCUCAGGCACCCACCCAAGGCCCUUCAUGGAAUCUGGACUAGAUCAAGGGUACCUUAGCCCCACCUCAAAUUAGACUUUCCAGGGGGGAAACAGAGGGGAAUGGCAGUGGGAUGGACUGAGGAAAGGUCAUUUGUAAACAACACAGUUACACUUUGUCCUGGGCCCUCCAAAGUCCAUCCAUAAGCUGCAUCUUCCAGAAGACCCACCUUAUGCCUUGAGGACACCUUUGCUGCACUGAUCUAUUGACUAGGUGCCCCAUCCCCCCAGCCCAGUGCCUUACAGAGCCUUAGAGUAAUGGGGGGUCUCCUGAGGCCAUGCUCUUCUUAGAACUAAGUCCGGGAAGGGGGUGGGAGGCCACACAAAUUCCCCUACCUUCUGCUUGACCUUGAUGAGACCUUGGCUCCUCAGUUUCUCAGACUUCUGUUGGGCAUGACCUCAGUGCCACUGGGCCAGGGGUGGGGGUGGGGGAACCUUUAUGGCUGCUAGGCACGGGCUGUGGCAGGGCUGUGUGCCUGGCUUCUUUCUCCCCCAACCCUAUUAGUCCCGGGCUGGCCGCCCGCUCUUGUUCACCACAGAGCUGGGUUUCCCUGGGGACCAGUGGACUGGCCUAGCCCCACACUCCCGCCACAGCCCCUCCUGGCCACAGCUCACACUGGGAGGAGGGGUAGAGACUGAGCCACCUCCUGGACCCUGCCCUGCCUUUCAGGGCCUAGCAGCCUCCGUCCACUGCUGGGCUGAGAGGAAGGAAUUGUGUUUGCUUUUGGAGGAGGUAGCUCUCCUGAGACUGCCAGCCAGGGUGGAGGUUGAGGCCAGAGGGAACCCUGUGUCACUCCCAUUUGAGGAAGAAGAAAUCCAAGGACCAGGAAGGCUCUAAUUGCUCAAGGUAACCCAAGGUUUGACUCAAGAAUGGUGGCCUCCUGGGCAAAUAGAUGGUCUCAGAGCUUCCUCCAAGACUGUAGGAUUUGGAAAAGGGAAGUAGAGGGCUAGGGGCCUGAGGAGUCAGCAGAAACCGGGGAUAAUUUUUGGACAAGGCAGCCACGGGACUGGACAGAGAGUGGCCAACAUUGGAACAGAAGGGGUCUCCUGACAGUGGGCAUAAGCCAUGUACAGGUGAGAUGGGGGAUGUGGGGUGCUGAGCCUCAACAGGCCUCAAAGGGGAGAAGCCCUUCAGGAUCCCCUACAUGCAAGACUUAGCUCAAAUGUAGGACUCUCCCAGAAACCCCCACAGUCUGUGUCUCUCUGUCUCUGUCCUCCCUCCCCAUGAAAGCUCCGUCCUAAUAUGGCCAGUCUCCCCUGCAGGUCCUAGAGGCAGUUCCAGCUGGCAUGGCAACUCCAGCAUCGCUAAGAGCAGCAGGAGACCCAGCCCCAUGGGGGGCGCCCUAGACCUCCGACAGAACAACCAUCUGUGGCCCUGCCUGCCUGCUGGUCCUCAGGUCACUCACCAUGGGUGGCUGCUUCUCCAAGCCCAAGCCAGUGGAACUCAAGAUUGAGGUGGUGCUGCCUGAGAAGGAGCGGAGCAAGGAGGAACUGUCGGCUAGCGGAAAGGGCAGCCCCCGGGCCUACCAGGGCAAUGGCACAGCCCGUCACUUCCACACUGAGGAGCGCCUGCCAGCCCCCCACCCCUACCCUGGCCCUCAGGACUGCGUGGAGGCUGCCGUCUGCCAUGUCAAGGACCUGGAGAAUGGCCAGAUGCGGGAAGUGGAGCUGGGCUGGGGGAAGGUGUUGCUGGUGAAAGACAACGGAGAAUUCCAUGCCUUGGGCCACAAGUGCCCACACUACGGCGCACCCCUGGUGAAAGGAGUGUUAUCCCGUGGCCGGGUGCGCUGCCCCUGGCAUGGUGCCUGCUUCAACAUCAGUACUGGGGACCUAGAGGACUUCCCAGGCCUGGACAGUCUGCACAAGUUCCAGGUGAAGAUUGAGAAGGAGAAGGUGUAUGUCCGGGCCAGCAAGCAGGCCCUGCAGCUGCAGCGAAGGACCAAGGUGAUGGCCAAGUGUAUCUCUCCAAGUGCUGGGCACAGUGGCAGCACCAAUGUGCUCAUUGUGGGUGCAGGUGCUGCUGGCCUGGUGUGUGCAGAGACACUGCGGCAGGAGGGCUUCUCAGACCGGAUCGUCCUGUGCACGCUGGACCGGCAUCUCCCUUAUGACCGGCCAAAACUCAGCAAGUCCCUGGAUGCACAACCUGAACAGCUGGCCCUGAGACCCAAGGAGUUCUUCCGUGCCUAUGGCAUCGAGGUGCUCACUGAGGCUCAGGUGGUCACAGUGGAUGUGAGAAACAAGAAGGUCGUGUUCAAGGACGGCUUCAAGCUGGAGUAUAGCAAGCUGUUGUUGGCGCCAGGGAGCAGCCCUAAGACCCUGAGCUGCAAAGGCAAAGAGGUAGAGAACGUGUUCACUAUCCGGACGCCUGAGGAUGCCAAUCGUGUGGUGAGGCUGGCCCGGGGCCGCAACGCAAUUGUCGUAGGAGCUGGUUUUUUGGGUAUGGAGGUGGCUGCCUAUUUAACUGAGAAGGCCCAUUCUGUAUCUGUGGUGGAGCUUGAGGAAACACCCUUCAGGAGGUUCCUGGGGGAGCGCGUUGGCCGUGCACUCAUGAAGAUGUUUGAGAACAAUGGGGUGAAGUUCUAUAUGCAGACAGAGGUGUUGGAGCUGCGGGCCCAGGAGGGAAAGCUGAAGGAGGUUGUACUGAAGAGCAGCAAGGUCAUUCGGGCUGAUGUCUGCGUGGUGGGCAUUGGUGCGGUGCCUGCCACGGGUUUCCUGAGGCAAAGUGGCAUUGGUCUGGAUUCCCGAGGCUUCAUCCCUGUCAACAAGAUGAUGCAGACCAAUGUCCCAGGUGUGUUUGCAGCUGGUGAUGCUGUCACCUUUCCUCUUGCCUGGAGGAACAAUCGGAAAGUGAACAUCCCACACUGGCAAAUGGCUCAUGCCCAGGGGCGGGUGGCAGCCCAGAACAUGCUGGCUCAGGAGGCGGAGAUCAGCACGGUGCCCUACCUGUGGACUGCCAUGUUCGGCAAGAGUCUGCGUUACGCGGGCUACGGAGAAGGCUUUGACGACGUCAUCAUCCAAGGGGAUCUAGAGGAGCUGAAGUUUGUGGCUUUUUAUACCAAAGGUGAUGAGGUGAUCGCUGUGGCCAGCAUGAACUAUGAUCCCAUCGUAUCCAAGGUGGCUGAGGUGCUGGGCUCUGGUCGUGCCAUCCGGAAGCGGGAGGUGGAGACUGGCGACAUGUCUUGGCUCACAGGGAAAGGAUCCUGAGUUCGAGUGUAGUGGACUUGGGCAGGCAUGCUGGGGUACAAGGAACAAAGGCCAAGCCCUGGGGGCAGGUGCCAAUCUCCAGUUUCCCAGCAUCCCGCAGGGCAGAAUUUGAGCCCUCCCAAUGCUUGCCUUUGGCUGCCUGGAUCCCUUCCAGGACGGCCUCUGCUGCCUCCAGAAGAUGCUCACCCAUCAGGGCCUCAGCAUCCACUGACAUCUGGCACUGGAGGUGGGACAGGCCCUGUCUCUUUUCCCUCUGUUGGGACUGGUCCCCUGGAGGACCCUGCAACAUGUUAGACAUUAUCUUAAAAUUAAAAUGCACACAUUUGCAGA
This is a messenger RNA of Marmota flaviventris (yellow-bellied marmot), 4856 nucleotides long. RefSeq names its product AIF family member 3 (gene Aifm3). NCBI's taxonomy places the organism in Eukaryota, Metazoa, Chordata, Mammalia, Rodentia, Sciuridae. The record is from RefSeq and is a predicted model, not a curated record. Gene Ontology annotation, biological process: execution phase of apoptosis. Gene Ontology annotation, cellular component: cytoplasm; mitochondrion. Gene Ontology annotation, molecular function: 2 iron, 2 sulfur cluster binding; oxidoreductase activity, acting on NAD(P)H.